Ramularia collo-cygni is the source of this 1155-nucleotide messenger RNA. RefSeq lists its product as uncharacterized. The coding region runs from base 1 to 1155 and encodes 384 amino acids. The transcript has a single exon. The record is from RefSeq and is a predicted model, not a curated record. NCBI's taxonomy places the organism in Eukaryota, Fungi, Ascomycota, Dothideomycetes, Mycosphaerellales, Mycosphaerellaceae.
AUGGCCAGGUCCACGAAGCGCCUCCAGCGUCCCAGAAACUCCACCAAAACCCCUUACAACCCUCCAGCACCAAGAUGCAUAGGCCACCAAUCCUGCAACAAGCAAACCUGCAGCCACGCAUGCUGCAAAGCAUCCCUCCCAAUCCGUAAAACCGCCCAAGAAAUCCGACAAAAAAGCUCAUCACCCGAUGACAACUAUGCACCCGCUGCUCCUCUAAUACCCAGAUGCAUAGGCCACCAAUCCUGCAACAAGCAAACCUGUAUUCACAAAUGCUGCAAAGCAUCCCUUUCAAUCCGUAAAACCGCUAAAGUAAUGAGACAAGGAAGCUCAUCGCCCGAUGAUAACCAUACACCGGCUCCUUCCCUGCCCCUCAUACCGCUCAGAGGACUCACGGAGACGAUUCUACAGCAUCUAACUCCUAGAGAUAUCCAAGCUUGCAUCAAUAACAACGAUGACUGGGCCGGCUUCUUCUCCCUUUCGAAAUUCAAACAAGUGAGGUUUCUAGAAGCAGAUACUACAAAACUCGCCCCCGAUGAAACUCGAGGAGAGCGAUGGGAAUGGAAAACCUGCGUGGCGAGAAAAUACAACGWUUUAAUUUUCUAUGAGAAACGCGAGUAUCCAGAUGCCAUACAACUUCUCCUUCGACACGAUCCCUUACAAGUCCGACAUGAUGAUUUCAUGUUGAAGAUGGUCAUCACACAACCUCCAGUGGAGAAAGUUUAUAUUCGGGUAGAGAUGUUUAGUCCUGGAACUUUUCUAUAUGAAGGAAAGGAAAAGAGGGAGAACUYUCAUGAUGCGUUGGAGAUUUCGGUGUCUGGAGGUGUGACGUGGAAGGAUGUUGUUGCGAGGUUCAGGACUGUUAGACAGCAGCUUUGGGAAGCGAAUCCUGGGAGGACGUUUGAUCCGAAUUUUACGAGGGUGGAUAUGGAGGGGUCUUUGGUGCUUUUGGAUUGUGCGUUUAAGUUUAUACUGCCUGUGCCUGCGCCUAGGUGGGUGAGGGAGUUGAAGGAGAGUUUGCAUGGGAAAGAGGAAGAGGAUGGUGCUGGAGAGGUUGGAGGGAAAGAUUUGAUCGAGGAGACUGUGGAUGAUGUUGGUGGAGAGGCGGUGGGGGCUUUGAAGGCGGAUGAAGACUAUGAUAUGGAUCAGGAUUGGUAG